CUUCGCUUCUCGUGGGUCUUGGCUCAGUGUCUAAUGGAGCUCUCUUACCAGACUCUGAAACUCACGCACCAGGCGCGGGAGGCGUGUGCGAUGAGAACAGAAGCACGACGAAAAAAUCUUCUCAUUUUGAUUUUGCAUUACUUAACACAAGAAGGUUACAUGGAUGCAGCUAAUGCUUUGGAGGAGGAGUCUAAACUGGGAUUACGUCGCUUUGAAGUUUGUGACAACGUUGACCUGGAAACGAUUUUGAUGGAAUAUGAGAGCUAUUAUUUUGUAAAGUUCCAAAAGUACCCCAAAAUGAUCAAGAAGGCACCAGACACAGGAGAAAAAAAUUUACCGUCGAGAAGUGGAGGGAAGAGCAGAAGGGUGACAAAUGAUAAUUGUAAAAAUCUCCCCAAGAUAAAUCAGCAGAAGCCACGACCCAAAACUUCAUCAGUGAAGACAGGGGACACCAAAGCUGUCAAGGAGCAUCCUAAACAGGAGAGUGUCAGUGACACUCAACCAGAGAACUCUGAGUUUGGCCUAAACAUAUCAAAAAUUCAUAAAGAUGUCCCAGAGGAAAAGGCCCACCCUCGAAGAGGCCAAAUCAUUGACUUCCGGGAGCUGCUCUCAGAUGCUAUCAAAGGAGCCACUAGUGACUUUGCCUUGAACACCUUUGAAUGUAACCCGGACCCAUCAGAACGCUUGCUGAAACCUCUGAGUGCAUUUAUUGGCAUGAACAGUGAGAUGCGAGAAUUGGCAGCGGUGGUGAGCCGGGACAUUUAUCUCCAUAAUCCCAACAUAAAGUGGAAUGACAUUAUUGGACUGGACGCAGCCAAGCAGUUAGUCAAAGAAGCUGUUGUGUACCCAAUAAGGUACCCACAGCUAUUUACAGGAAUUCUCUCCCCCUGGAAAGGACUGCUGCUUUACGGCCCUCCAGGUACAGGGAAGACUUUACUGGCCAAAGCUGUGGCCACUGAAUGUAAAACGACCUUCUUUAACAUUUCUGCAUCCACCAUUGUCAGCAAGUGGAGAGGAGAUUCAGAAAAACUUGUUCGGGUGCUAUUUGAACUUGCCCGCUAUCAUGCCCCCUCCACGAUCUUCCUGGAUGAACUGGAAUCUGUGAUGAGUCAGAGAGGCAUGGCUCCCGGGGGAGAACACGAGGGAAGUCUUCGGAUGAAGACCGAGUUACUGGUGCAGAUGGAUGGAUUAGCACGCUCAGAGGAUCUUGUGUUUGUCUUAGCAGCCUCUAACCUGCCGUGGGAGCUGGACUGUGCCAUGUUACGGCGCCUGGAGAAGAGGAUUCUGGUUGAUCUCCCUAGCCAAGAGGCUAGGCAGGCCAUGAUCCACCACUGGCUGCCCCCUCUGAGCAACAACCAUGCCCUGGAGCUACACACAGACCUGGAGUAUAGCGUACUGAGCCAGGAGACAGAGGGAUACUCAGGCUCCGACAUUAAGCUGGUCUGCAGGGAGGCAGCCAUGCGGCCUGUGAGAAAGAUCUUCAGUGUGCUUGAAAACUACCAGUCAGACAGCAGCAGUCUGAAUGGAAUCAUGCUGGAUACCGUGACUACAAAGGACUUUCUGGAUGUGUUAGCUCACACCAAGCCUUCAGCAAAAAAUCUGACUGAGAGGUACUUGGCCUGGCAAGAGAAGUUUGAGUCUGUGUAAAGUUGCACCCAGCCUGACCUGGCCAGAGGCAGCCAAGAGCCUCCCUGGUGUGACUGGGAUGGAAAGAAGGACAUUAUCCUUGAACACUGGACUAAUUUAUACAACUGUGUUAUUUUGAAAACAUGAGAUCUUGUGCCAUGGAUGUCAGCAAAGUGAAGAUUUCAGUUAUAAGUGUGUGCUAUUGGGUCAGGCAAUAGAGUUUUUUUUCUCAGAAUUUGACUAAAAAUUUUAAGAAGUU
Molecule: messenger RNA, 1885 nt
Organism: Psammomys obesus (fat sand rat)
Lineage: Eukaryota; Metazoa; Chordata; Mammalia; Rodentia; Muridae
Gene: Katnal2
Product: katanin catalytic subunit A1 like 2
Exons: 16
Coding region: 34-1647 (537 amino acids)
Molecular function (GO): ATP binding; ATP hydrolysis activity; protein binding
Source: RefSeq, a predicted model, not a curated record